Molecule: messenger RNA, 918 nt
Organism: Chaetura pelagica (chimney swift)
Lineage: Eukaryota; Metazoa; Chordata; Aves; Apodiformes; Apodidae
Gene: RPL7A
Product: ribosomal protein L7a
Exons: 8
Coding region: 1-855 (284 amino acids)
Biological process (GO): ribosome biogenesis
Cellular component (GO): ribonucleoprotein complex
Source: RefSeq, a predicted model, not a curated record
AUGCCCGCCCCGCCCACCUCUCAGGCACGAGAAAAAAAAGAGUGUAUUUCUUUGCAGCCGAAGGGAAAGAAGGCCAAGGGCAAGAAGGUGGCACCUGCCCCUGCUGUAGUCAAGAAGCAGGAGGCCAAGAAGGUUGUCAAUCCCCUCUUCGAAAAGAGGCCCAAGAACUUUGGCAUUGGACAGGAUAUCCAGCCAAAGCGGGAUCUCACGCGCUUCGUGAAAUGGCCGCGCUACAUCCGGCUGCAGCGCCAGAGAUCCAUCCUCUACAAACGCCUCAAGGUGCCUCCUGCCAUCAACCAGUUCACUCAGGCUUUGGACCGUCAGACAGCUACCCAGCUCCUGAAGCUGGCACACAAAUACAGGCCAGAAAACAAGCAAGAGAAGAAGCAGAGGCUGCUGGCCCGUGCUGAGCAGAAGGCUGCAGGAAAGGGAGAUGCACCCACGAAGCGGCCGCCGGUCCUGCGCGCAGGUAUCAACACUGUCACAACUCUGGUAGAGAACAAGAAAGCUCAGCUUGUUGUUAUUGCCCACGAUGUAGACCCCAUUGAGCUGGUGGUCUUCCUGCCUGCUCUGUGCCGCAAGAUGGGAGUGCCCUACUGCAUCAUCAAGGGCAAAGCCAGACUGGGCAGACUGGUCCACAGGAAAACCUGUACCUCUGUUGCUUUCACCCAGGUUAACCCGGAGGAUAAGGGAGCCCUUGCAAAGCUGGUGGAGGCUGUCAAGACCAACUACAAUGACAGAUAUGAUGAGAUCCGUCGGCACUGGGGCGGUAACGUCCUGGGACCAAAAUCAGUGGCUCGCAUCGCAAAGCUUGAGAAAGCAAAGGCUAAAGAACUGGCCACCAAGCUGGGCUAAAGAUGUGCUGGAUGGCUGCUGUGUUUCUGUACAUAAAAGGAAUAAACCCCCAGGUGAAGUUUC